UCUAGUGGCUGUGAAAACAUCUCAAUCCUUCGAACGUGUUCUUAUUUUGUAGAGCUGUCGUAUCUCGGCGUUUUCGGUCCUUUAGGAAUAUUUCGUUUUCAUUUAUAUAAUUUUAGUUUAACUUAUAACACGCACAAAUGUGAGUCACACUUUACAUUAGCCUGCAUGCUGCCUGAUGUUUUGAAUGCGCCAUCACUGUCUUCACAUAAACAAACUGCCAACGUUGUCGGAGACGGGCAUUUUACUGUGUACCUUUUUAUUACUACAUAGACAUAGUUUUGUAUGGCAUAUACUAUCUAUAAUAGACGUACUCCAUGCACUCCAUAGUGGAGGUCAGAGGUGUAAAGUGUGGAUAUCGCUGUGGCUACUGUGGAAACGCAGGAGGUAAAGCUUCAUACGGCAUGUGGUCCCAUACUAUGACAGUGCAGGACUACCAAGAUCUCAUCGACAGAGGCUGGAGAAGAAGUGGCAAAUAUGUUUACAAGCCGUUAAUGAAUAAGACAUGCUGCCCACAGUACACCAUCAGGUGCCAUGCUUUGAACUUCCAUCCGUCGAAGACUCACAAAAAGACCUUGAAGAAGGUGAACAGGUUCCUCUCCAAAGGAGAGAUGCCAGUAGAGAGACAUGAUGAGGGACUUGAAGGAGAGCCCAUGGACUCUGCGCAUGAAGCAGGUGUUCAACCACCUCGUCAAGACCCUCUGAAAAUAGACCAUAGUGAAGUACAGGAUAUCAGCACCAGCCCAGACACAGACACCACCAACUCAACUGCACCAACAACGCCCAGAGAAGACGCAACGCCCGCCCCAGCAGAGAAAACUCCUAAUGUUACACCCAAAUCCGGUAAGGGAGCCGAUCCCAGCAGGCCUCUGUGUCAGAAAGCUAAGGACAUGAGGAAAGAGAGACAACUUCAAAAGGAGCAACAGAAGCAGCAAGAAGCAGAGUCUUCCUCUGUGAAUCCCGUCCCAUCAAAAUCUUCAUCUAAUCAGCCCAAGUCAUUGGAGGAGUUCAUUACGGAGUUCUUACCCAAUGACCCUCUGCACCGUUUAGAGGUGAGGCUAGUGCGCUCCAACCCUCCCAGUCCACAGUUCAAAGCUUCGUUUGACGCCUCGUACCAAGUGUACAAACUCUACCAGAUGGCAAUUCACAAGGACCCGCCUGACAAAUCUACCGAGAGCCAGUUCAAGAGGUUCCUCUGUGACUCUCCUUUAGAGGCUGAGACCGCUCCUGAUGGUCCUGAUGUGGGCUACGGCUCGUUCCAUCAGCAGUAUUGGUUGGAUGGCAGAAUAGUAGCCGUAGGAGUUCUGGACAUCCUGCCCUCCUGUGUGUCGUCUGUGUACCUCUACUAUCACCCCGAAUUCUCCUCGCUCUCACUGGGCACCUACUCUGCUCUCAGGGAGAUUGCCUUCACCAGGCAGUUGCAGCAGCAGUCGCCCAAACUUGCCUACUACUAUCUGGGUUUCUACGUCCAUUCGUGUCCCAAGAUGCGCUAUAAGGGUCAGUACCGGCCUUCAGACCUCCUGUGCCCUGAAACCUACACUUGGGUGUCCAUCGAGAGAUGCAUCCCCCGCCUUGAGAUCUCUGCCUACUCUCGUCUCAGUGAGAACGCCCAGGGAGGUGAUGCUUGUGCGCUGAAGGAACUGGGCAGGGUGUUAGUGCUCCACAGGAGGACAGUGAUGCCCUAUGCGGCCUACGCCCGUAAGCGGAAGGGUUCGAACGACGAGAAGGAAGUGGAGCAGUAUGCUAGUUUGGUGGGCCAGACGUGUGCAGAGAAAAUCCUGCUCUACAGAGCCUAGAGUCCAUUCAUACCUUACAAACAUCUGUCUCACUCUUUCUCUCUGUCUUUCAAAACAUGUAAGUGUUUGUCCUCUUGUACGCUUGUCUGUUUAUUGUCUUCCUGAUUGUUUAUUUGUCUGCUGUUUCCUCUUCCAGAAUCUGUGUGUACAGUUUUGUUCUUUUUUUUUUUUUGUACUGCUGUGCAUUGCUUCACUCACCCAGGCUGUCGAAAUCUCUUUGAACUCUACUUUUAGAUUUUCUGGCCAGCAGCGCUUUAUAAUAAUCACACUCGCACACAUGCAACACGCAGCCACGCACAUGUUAUCUCAUAGUGUAUCCCAAAAAUAUUACUCAUUUACAACUCCCCCAAUCACAUCUUAACUAGCCAUAUAACAAGAAACGAUGUGCGAUAGGGCAAACUCUCAUUCUGAAUCUGUUUGGUUGGGUAUUUCUAGACUGUCGUGACCCUGAAACGUUUGGCCUUUGGUGACAUAGAUCACCGCUUUCCCAAAGUCUUAAAUGUUCCCGAUAUUCAUGUUCUUCUUAAGUGACUAAUACUAUCCAAAGCGGCUGCUGUGACACAUGGUCAUACGUUGAAAGACUUGUUACGGGCUUUGCUGGAGGGUUGAAUCAAUCCAUAUUCCUGUGGAACAGAUUUUUCUUUUCUCACUUUGUCUUUCGGUUGACGUAAUAGCGUGAGUGCUUUUAUUUUAAUAUUAUUAGUUUCUUUCAAA
This is a messenger RNA of Sinocyclocheilus rhinocerous, 2507 nucleotides long. It is a transcript of the gene ate1, whose product is annotated as arginyltransferase 1. Gene Ontology annotation, biological process: protein arginylation. Gene Ontology annotation, molecular function: arginyl-tRNA--protein transferase activity. Lineage: Eukaryota; Metazoa; Chordata; Actinopteri; Cypriniformes; Cyprinidae. The coding region runs from base 315 to 1793 and encodes 492 amino acids. The transcript is spliced from 12 exons. Gene Ontology annotation, cellular component: cytoplasm. The record is from RefSeq and is a predicted model, not a curated record.